UUACGAUUAUCGAAUAUGAAAUUCAAAUCGAUGAUCAUAUUCUACUUCAUUUUCGUCAUUGCUAUCAUUCCAAUUGUCACUGAAAAGCUCAGUUUGAAGGAGAAUAAGGAGCGUCUGAACACUUGUGGGAAGGAUAAAGAUAUUUAUAAUGGUAUAAAAAAUAAUCGUUGGCACAUCUUGGCUGCUUUUGAAAAUGGAAAUAAUAUCGAAUAUAUAUCGAGUGCAAGUCUGAUAUCUAAUCGACAUUUCAUUACUUCAGCUUUUUCAAUUUUGAACAGUCAAAUGGAAUGGUUGAUGAAUAAAGAGAAGCUUGAUUAUACAGCUUGCAGCAAAGGCGCCUUAAGUUUACGUAUUCCAAUGCAGUUUCUACGAAAUUUGACUAUAAGAGAAGUCUCUUGCCAAAUCUGGGGAUCUUGCCACUCAAUCCGACCAGUUAGAGCCUACCUUUUGAACAUAUGCACAAAAGAAAUCGAAAACAAUUUUCAUAGAAUUUAUUGUCCGAUGCUUGUGGAGGUCGAGAAUCCAAUUGAUUCGUCGAUACCAUGUCUAGUUGAUAAUUCCAUAAGUAUCCAGAAGGACGACGCAGUUGAUGUUUGUCCGCUGAAUCCUAAGUCCCGCAAAAGGUUCACUUCGCCUCUAAAUCUAGAGAUUGUGAACAUUGCCAGUCUUCAAACAUCAGGGUAUUCUUCGGAGAAGAAAACUGGAAAUCCUCUCACAAAAUGGAAAAACGAAAAAUUGAUAAUAAUUGGAAAUUGGGCAACAGGGGAUACUACAGACUCCUCUCGUUCUAAUAUCUUUUUCAACAUGAAAUGGCUCGUAAAUGAGAUCUGUGACUUGAUUGGAGUUUGUGCGAAGAACACUGUUACCAAGCCACCACGACGUACUACAACUACAAGAACUACUACAAAACGUCUCACAACCACUAAAGCCACCUUGAAGACUACCACUAAAACCCUGCCGGUGAUCCCUCCUCGACCCAAUGUUACCAAGCCAAUUACUAGAUCUACUACAAAACGUACUACUACUAGAUCUACUACAAAACGUCUCACAACCACUAAAGCCACGACAGUGCUCACCACGACUCCAGUUAAGGUUACACCGGCAACAACCACGCUUCCCACGACUUCUUUGGCUCUGGAAACAACCACCACUGCAACACGUACUACAGCAAAGAUCACAGCAGUAGCUACAGUUGCUCGAACCAAUACUACACAACCACCGACUACGACGCCUCUGAGCUCUACAACUGCACUUCCCACAACACUCACCUCAAGUAGUAGCACUGAAUCCACGGAUGGGUCAUCCACUCAGACUUCAACACAUCCUAGUCAGCUCAGUGUUAAAGCCACUCAACUUGUUUCCACUGCUGAGCCAUCAACGGAUACCUUCCAGUCUACUAAACCAAUUGCAUCUACUUCAUUGCCUACGGAUAUUCCAAGUAGUCUGGUGUCUGAGAACUCUACAACCUCUGCAGCGACAACUCUCAGUGAGAAUUCUACGGUGAUGUUCAUUGACCAGCCGAGUAGCAUAUCUUCUGAGAAUAUCCAACCUCCAGAAGUUUCACCAGUGAUCCCUCAACGUACCGUAUAUCUGUCUUCAACACCUAUGCCAGAUGAAGUAGAUUAUGAAGAGUUUAUGGAAUUCAAAAUGGAAGACAUUGAGAAGGAUCACCUGGAUGAAUCGAGUAGCGUUAAGAGAACUACAACUUUGUUGAUUUUAUUUGUUUCUUGUUUAGCAUUAUAAAGAGAUUUUGUU
Molecule: messenger RNA, 1755 nt
Organism: Caenorhabditis elegans
Lineage: Eukaryota; Metazoa; Nematoda; Chromadorea; Rhabditida; Rhabditidae
Gene: F35E2.5
Product: Peptidase S1 domain-containing protein
Exons: 9
Coding region: 16-1743 (575 amino acids)
Source: RefSeq, marked reviewed